AUGCGCGCUUUCAAUACCGCCAUCAUCUCCACAUUGCUCGUGGCCAUGUCUCAUCUAGCUCAAUCUCAAGACUGCGAUUUUGUCGACGACCAGGCCUGUUGCUACACCUCCACUGACAGCAACAGCGCUGUAGCGUACUGCUGCAACGGCUCCGUCAGAGGAAACUUUGGCAGCGGCUCUGAUGAUGCAUCAGCCCUCAAUGAUCUCAUCUGCUGUCAAGACGACGGCAUCACAAACAUCAAUAUCGGCUACGCUCGCACCACCUGUGUCGCUGGCUCUGCCACUCCUUUGACCGCUAAGGGAACUGCAGCAAGCACUGUUGCAGAUGCUAUUCAGAGUAUCAGUGCGUCCAAGAGUGCGAGUAGAGAGUCGCUGUUUAGCUCCAUUUCUGCUUCGACGGCAAGUGCUGCUGCUGCUUCCUCGGCCUCUGCCACAGGUACUGGUGCAUCCAGCGCGAUGGGUUCGUCUACCACUUCACCUGCUUCUUCUUCAAGCAGUGUUGCGAGAUCUGCUUCUGGUUCUUCGGCCUCGGGUGCCGCGGCAGGUACAACAUCCUCUGGUGCCUCGACAGCGGCUGCGACUACUUCUCCAACAAGCACUGGUGGUGUUGCUAUGAUGACCAUGGAUGCCUGGAAUGUUGCAAUGGCUGGCGGUGUUGCUUUUGUCGCAGCUGUGCUGUAG
This is a messenger RNA of Aureobasidium musti, 681 nucleotides long. Lineage: Eukaryota; Fungi; Ascomycota; Dothideomycetes; Dothideales; Saccotheciaceae. The record is from the annotation of a GenBank genome assembly.